This is a messenger RNA of Sphaeroforma arctica JP610, 1890 nucleotides long. RefSeq lists its product as hypothetical. Gene Ontology annotation, molecular function: transmembrane transporter activity. Gene Ontology annotation, biological process: transmembrane transport. The transcript is spliced from 10 exons. Lineage: Eukaryota; Ichthyosporea; Ichthyophonida. Bases 110 to 1507 code for a protein of 465 amino acids. The record is from RefSeq and is a predicted model, not a curated record.
AGUACAAGACACUCUACAUUUCACAGCACAAAGCGCGCUGCUGUGUUCAACAUUAGAAAUCUAGUCAAUUUGGCGGUCUACAAGAGGUGCGCAACAGAAUCAGGCCAUCAUGGGGAGCAAAAAUAUAUAUCUGACAAAUUUCUUCACAUUCUUCGAUGGCUUAGCCAUGGGAAUGUGGAAUUACGCAAUUCUUGGACCGUACCUAUUCAAGUUGUGCGGAGACAACAAGCAUGCAGGGUAUGCUGAGGGUAUCCAGGGUACUGCGCAAGCCCUAGCCUCAAUACCAGCCAGUAUCCUUGCCGAUCGAUAUAGAAGGGACAUUGUUCUGAGAUGGAGUGGAGGUAUCGGUGCACUGGGCAUCGCAUUGACAAUUGUGGCGCUUUUACAACCAUACGGGCAUAACUGGUACGAGAAUUUUCUCAUGCUGUGCGUUGGCAUGGCUGUAUUUGGCGUAUAUAUGGGCAUGUGGUCGCCUCCUUUGUACGCCAUCUACGCCGACUCCAUCCCGUCGGGUCAAAGAAGUGGCUACGAAACCUGGCGGUAUGUGCUGUCAAUUGGCAGUCUUGCAUCCGGACCGGUAUCUAACAUGGUGCUGUUCCUCAUCCUGGGCAACGAGUGGGGGAUCAAACAGAUGACUAUCAUCUUUAUGAUCGGGAUGGCCCUGCACUUCAUCUCCAUAGCGUCGUUGUUUUUCUUCAGUGACGAUGAUACGCUUGGCGAUGAGAGCGAUGCUCUGCUUGACGACUCAACACAGGAGGCGGCGGAAGCUGAAAUAAUAAAGGCCCGGCUACUAAGUGCAGAGACUAUCCGAGCGAAGGGCUGUUUUUCCUGGCUUCAUGUGACUCACAUCCCCUACAUCGUCGCCAUAUCUGAUGUGACGUUUGGACUGGCUUCUGGGAUGACCAUCAAGUUCUUCCCCAUUUACUUCGCCGAUGUCCUACAACUGUCGCCCAUCCUGGUCAACUUCGUAUUCGUACUCGAUCCCGUGGUCGAAGUUCUUCUCAGUUUAACCGGACAGAAGAUAUCCCUGCAAUACGGGCGCGUGGAGGUUUUGGUGUGCUUCAAAAUUGUUGGCAUUGCGCUUCUGUGGGUCAUGGCGACCUUUGAUUCGCUGUGGAUUGAGCACCCUUACUGGCUGAUAUCGAUCUACAUUAUUCGAUCGGCGCUCAUCAACUGUGUGGUGCCUCUUGCGCGAUCCAUUCUCAUGGACUACUGCCCACCCAAUCAGCGGGCCAAAUGGGGUGCGCUGGAGUCACUCUCUGCUUUUGGCUGGAGUGGCAGCGCAGUGCUGGGAGGUAUUCUCGUGGAUAGCUAUGGCUUUGACAUUGCCUUUCACGCUACUGCGACGGUGCAAUUGAUUGCCUGGUCACCGCUGUUGCUGCUGUUGCCGUUGGUGGCGAGAGAAGAGCAUGCCGAGGCGCGCAGGAGUCUGGUCGACGGUGCAGUGGAGGAGAAGGGGCUGUUGAUGCCAGGACUACGAAAUGAGGAGCGAAGAUAUAGCAGUUGAUUGACGCUUUGGGGUGGUAGCGGGUCUAAAUACAAUCCCAGGGAACGAUACAGGUUUCAUUCGUGUAGCUAUUAAGGCGAAAUAUACGCGCGCGGCUUGCGUAUUUGAUGUGCAGAAAUUCUAAGAAUAAUCGACUUACAUGCAACCUAGCUGAGUUGUUGCUUUGUGGCACCAUACUGGAACUGUCAGUAACAAGUGCAACGUGUACAAUGUAGUCCAGCAGUAUACACUAUUAAAAUUAGCAUUUGAUCAUAAUGCAUAGCGAAAGUCGAUCAUUCAAACCAUGUGAAGCCGCAAAUUAGUUCGUGGACACCUGCCAGCAGACGAGAAUCGAAGCCAAAUUGUUAAGACCAGCUACCAAUCGCGAGUCCUAUAAAUUGAGC